Drosophila bipectinata is the source of this 2372-nucleotide messenger RNA. RefSeq lists its product as uncharacterized. NCBI's taxonomy places the organism in Eukaryota, Metazoa, Arthropoda, Insecta, Diptera, Drosophilidae. The record is from RefSeq and is a predicted model, not a curated record.
GUGUCUACAACAUUUUUUAUUUCUCAAAUAUCUUCUGCAGCUUAAAAAAACUAUUCAAAAUGCGUUUUUUGCGCCGAGGAACUGUUCAAAAAAUUGGUGUUGGAUUUUUAAUCUGUAUUUGCCUGAUUACAGUUUAUUUUGUGAACAAUGAAUCGGACUUGGAUAAAAGCGAUAAAAUAGAAAUAAUUGAACGCUCCAUCCGGUCGGUGAUCAACCAAGGGGACUGCCGGCACCCUCAUCUUCCCUUGGACAAUCCAGAUAUCAUGAAAUUCUAUAAGCCGGUUGAGCGAAUAAACUGUGGGGAAGGGUUGGACUGGGUGAUGUGUGAAAACUCUAUUUGUUUCGUGCGACCAGAGAUUGCUGCCAAUCACGAGGAUGUGACCUGUUCCUAUACGGACAUCAUUCGCAAAACUGACUACAAGGUGCGCUUUGGCAGGACUCUGCGCAUGAAGGAGCCCUAUGUCCUUCAAGCUAGCGAUUUUGUCAAGGUGGCUUGCCGCUCCGCCAACGGUGAAAGUUGGCUUGGAAUGGCCCAUGGGAUACGUGAUACAGUUCCACGCCCUCUGUCCGCAAACUUUUCACCAAAUCUUGCUGUUCUGCCUCCGGAAGCAGUGGCCCAGGCGCAACAACAAAUGCAGGAUGUUCCAACUGCUUCGUUUUAUAACGUUCUUAUGUUCGGCUUUGAUUCCCUGAGUCGGAAUGCCUUCAUCAGAAAACUUCCCAAAACCUACGAAUAUCUUACGCAACAGUUAGGUGCCACUGUGCUCAAGGGCUAUAAUAUAGUAGGAGACGGGACUCCUCAGGCUUUGGUCCCACUACUUACAGGAUUUACAGAGUUGGAACUUCCUGAGACGCGAAAGCGAUUUUCUGGAGCAGGCAGCGUGGAUUCAUACCCGAUGAUCUGGCAGGACUUUGCUCGGCUCGGCUACAUGACUUCUUUUAACGAAGACCUGCCAAACGUGGGAACAUUCACCUACAGGAUGACGGGGUUCGACCAACAGCCAGUCGAUCACUACCUACGAACCUACUAUGUUCAGGCAGAGCACAUGGCUGCCGAGAGCCAACCCAACUGCAUUGGUCGGCAGCCGGAUCAUAUAACUAUGCUAGAGUACACCAAGAAUUUUAUGCUAAAGUAUCGGGACACGCCUCGUUUUGUAUUCAGCUUUCAUGGUGGACUCUCACAUGAUUCAAUUAAUUUAAUUGGCGCUGCUGAUGACGAUGUCCAUGACUGGCUGGUGUCGCUCAAGGAACGUUCGCUGCUGGAUGACACCAUACUUAUUAUGAUGGCCGAUCAUGGGAAUCGAUUUGCCGAGGUCCGAGCCACACUUCAAGGAAAGCAAGAGGAGCGUCUACCGUUUUUCAGUUUUGCGUUUCCCGAGUCUUUCAAGAAACGCUUCCCACAGGAGUACAACAACUUCCUGGCAAAUGAGCAACGCUUGACCACGCCGUUCGAUAUACAUGCCACCCUGAAGCAUAUAAUACAGCUACAAAGUGCAGGGGGAGAGGAUUUGUUAGCGGAGAGUAACAAUCUCAAAACUGAACCCACUACGCCAGAAAUACACAUUUCGGAUCUGGCCAAGGGUCGUGCCAUAUCGUUGUUUGAACCCAUUCCAAGCAAUCGAUCCUGUGCCAGUGCCUAUAUAGAGCCGCACUGGUGCGCCUGCCUUAACUGGUUGCCCCUGCAGCUAAACGACACAAGGUAUACGGGGAUCAUCCUCAAAACAGCGCAGAGCAUAGUGGAUGCCAUCAAUCUGGCCACAGAUGGACAGCGUCAGUAUUGUGCUCCUCUUCAGCUGCUUCGUGUCAAUUGGGCGCUUCGCUUGCAGCCCCACAAGGAACUGUUGCAGUUCAAGACCAACAGCGAUAAGGACGGUUUUCUGGCGGAUAUGACCGGCCAGACCCUGGUUCGGGACGAGGUGUACCAGCUCCAGGUAGUCACGCAGCCCGGAAAUGGGCUCUACGAGGCCAGUGUGGCCUACAAUCUGCAAACGUUCAGUGCCACCACGAAACUAACUGAUAUUUCAAGGGUCAACAAGUAUGGCAACCAGGCCAGAUGUAUUUACGAUCGUGAUCCGGAGUUGCGCAAGUUUUGCUAUUGCCGCGACUAAUCCGGAGGCACAAAUCCACUCUCUAGUCCACACAAAACAAUUGUAAAGUGCUAAGCAAUCAACUCGAAUAGAUUUUUGCACGGCGUCCAAGUAACAGCCAACGCACGAAUAUUUUGUAUUCUAAUUUAUCCCAAAGACUUCGCUCGUCACUGUCUCUCUAGAAGUUAGUCUGACUCAGUUUGUAAUAUAGGUUCCUUUAAUCAACGAUAAUAUUGUGUUAAUAAAGUAUUCCUUUUGUAUAUGUCAAGUGAACAAAAAAUGUAA